This is a messenger RNA of Sordaria macrospora k-hell, 2115 nucleotides long. Lineage: Eukaryota; Fungi; Ascomycota; Sordariomycetes; Sordariales; Sordariaceae. The record is from RefSeq and is a predicted model, not a curated record.
AUGGGAUCUCACGCACCUGUACCAAUCUCAGCCGAACCAACAGUGACCUAUUCCUCUGACCGUCUAGAGUCAGCAGGAGCAGAGUCAACAACAGUGGCCCCACCCGACUUCCGACUGCUCCACUUCAAUGACGUCUACCACCUCGACGCAUCCUCAGCCGAACCCGUCGGUGGCAUCUCACGCUUCAUGACCGCCGUCAACGAGUAUCGCAACGAUGAGCGGUACCAAGGGCAAGGCAAGCCGGAGCUGGUGACGCUGUUUUCGGGAGAUGUGUUCAAUCCGAGUCUGGAGAGUUCGGUGACGAAAGGAAGCCACAUGGUUCCUAUUCUGAACAAGAUUGGAACUCAGUGCGCUUGCGUUGGUAACCACGAUCUCGAUUUCGGCGUCCAACAAUUCCGCCACCUAACCUCCAAAUGCGCCUUCCCCUGGCUUCUCGCCAACGUCCUCGACCCAGCCCUGGGCGAAAACGUGCCCAUCGGCAACGCCGGCCACACCCACAUGAUCACGACUGCCAACGGGCUCAAGAUCGGCCUUUUGGGUCUAGGAGAGCGCGAAUGGCUAGAAACUAUCAACGCCUUGCCACCAAACCUCAUCUACCGCUCCGCGACCGAAGUAGCCAAAGAACUCGUCCCCCAACUCCGCGCCCAAGGAGCUGAUCUCAUCGUCGCCCUAACACACAUGCGCGAACCGAACGAUCACAAGCUAGCGAGGCAGAUGGCGCCAGGGGAGAUUGACAUCAUCCUGGGCGGCCACGACCACUUCUAUGCGCAUAGCCUUAUAAACGGGACGCAUGUCUUGCGAUCAGGGUCCGAUUUCAAGAACCUUUCUUAUCUCGAAGUUCGCCGACCUGCUUCGCCACCAGCGCCCGAUCAACCAAAAUGGGACGUCGAUAUUUGGAGAAGAGACAUCUACAGCAUCCUUGGAGAAACCCAUCGGCUUCACCGCCUCCCGCUCGACGCACGUUUCACUACAGUCCGCCUUCGCGAAAGUAACAUCGGCAACUUUGUCUGCGACAUCAUGCGCUUGCACUACCACGCCGACAUAGCAAUAAUGGCCGCUGGCACGAUCCGCGGCGAUCAGAUAUACCCGCCUGGUCCGAUACGAGUUAAGGACGUAACGGAUUGUUUCCCGUUUGAGGACCCCGUCGUGGUGAUCAAGGUUAAGGGGAAAGCAGUUUGGGAAGCGCUCGAGAACGGCGUUUCUUUGUACCCGGCUCUGGAAGGCAGGUUUCCGCAGGUUUCGAAUAUCAAGUUUACGUUUGAUCCGUCGUUGCCGCCUGGAAGCAGGGUGACGGAUGUGCAAGUUGGUGAUGGGCCGAUUGAUCUUGAUAAGGUCUAUGUUAUGUCGACGAGGGGAUACAUGGCCCGUGGCAAGGACGGGUAUACUUCCCUGCUCAUCAAAUCUGAAGGUGGCGAAUGCGAGGAGGUCGUUUCCGAAGAAAACGGCAUCUUGAUCUCCAUGUUGCUGAGACAAUAUUUCAUGGCCCUUAAAGCGCUAGAUAAAUGGGCCUUUUGGGGUGCAGACGAGGAUAAACACUGGGGAACCGUCGUCAAGGGCGUAGACGAAGGACGUGAACCUGCCAAGGGGCCUAAGAGCUUGACAUCAACACUAGAACCUAAGACGGGAGACGGGUGCGACAAAGAUACCUGCGUCAUCGACAAUGACAACGAGACCACCACCAUCACAGACGCAGAAGCCAAACAAGACGAAGCAAUCGAACCCACACCCCCCGGCCAAUCCGGCAAGGGAACUUCCAAGCCACUUAGCAACUGGACAUUCUGGACACCCGCCAAACUCCGCGAACGUCGCUCAACAGUCAAGCCCCUCAAAGAAUCUCAAACAUCCGUAGGCGACACCAGCGCUUCGGGGUCCAGCGACAGCGAAAGCGGAAAUAGUCGACCUAGUUCAAGAGUCAGAGGCAAAGCGGAGGAUGUAAGACAGAUCGAUCGCGAGCUGAGGAUUAUGCGGAGAGUGGCGAGGAAGUGGUGCAGACUGGCGGGCGUGAAGAGUCAGGCUUGUGAUUGUUUGGAUGAGGGCGAGUUUGAUGUCCCGUGGACCAAAGCGGUGGCGCCGAGGGUGGAGGGGAGGAUUGUUGAGGUUGGGGCGGCUGCGUAG